AUGGUCGAGAAGAAGUCACGGCUUCUUGUCGGAGGCUAUGAGGAUAUGUUGCCUCUAGGUCAUGGACUACCCUUCAACAUGGGAGAAGUGGUUGCGCCUCAGCCAGCUGGCGUUGCUCCCCAAAUCAUUCCAGUUCCUAUUCAAAUGCCGGCGCCGGCCCAUCCGCCAGGGAAAAGCAUGAACAAACAUCUCGCUGAUAUGCCCAGGGACGACAUUAAACCCAAGUAUCAGCGAAGGGAAAACGUUAUUACGACUGACGUCUCUUGGGUGUGUCCAGAAGGGUUUUCAAUGACCGGAGACGAAUGCGUCAAGUACGAUCAGAAACCGACGAAACUCGGGUGUCGUGAGGGAUGGACUUUUGCGGACAACAGCUGCAAAGGAGCAAAUGUUUUGCCGCCAACCCUUGAUUGUGAUCCGGGGUUUGAGGACAUCAAUGGCCAAUGCAUUCGCAUCAUCGUCGCUCCGAAACAGAUUCUGUGUCCCGUCGGUUACGUUCUCCAUGAAGACCACUGCAUCCAAGAAACAACUACCAAACCCGACUUCGUCUGUCCUGAAGGAACAGUAUUUUCGGGAAACGAGUGCGUACGCCCCACGAGUUUCGAGCCCACAGCUGCGUGCCCGCCUGGUUUCGAGUUGUACAAGAACCAUUGUCGCCGCGAGAUUCUGAAACCGAGCACAAGCAAAUGCCCUCCAGGAAUGACUCCAGCAGGACAAAACUCGUGUGUGCACCAGCAGGUGACGGAAGCUAAGGUCAAUUGUCCCGCCGGAUUCCAAAUGGUCCAAGGCGUCUGCAUCAAUCACCAAGCUGUCGGCCCCAGCCUAACUUGUCUCGAAGGUGUUCUGGAGCAUCGAAAGUGUGUCGUAUGGCGCGAGGAACACCCGCAAAUGGUCUGUCCUCAAGGUGCCACUUUUCACCAGAAUCAAUGCAUUAUUGAACACACAGUUGAGACGAUUUUGCAAUGCCCGCCGAACUCCGCCUUUGACUCCAGGAAACAGAUGUGCGUAGGACCUCACCAAAAAUCGCCUCCUAUGCGAGGCUGUCCUCCAGGCUAUGCGCAGGACUACGGGAAAGGAUCUACUUGCAAGCACAUUAAAACGUCUUCUCCUGAACCAGUCUGCCCACCAGGGAUGACGUUUGAUCAGGUGAAGAAUAUCUGCAAAGGCGUCAACGAAUUCGAACCCCAGGUUUCCUGCCCCCCUGGAUCGCAGCUGAGUGGCGACCAAUGUUUCUUCACGGACCAGACACAGCCGCAUGCUCACUGCCCUCCGGGUUUCAUCUACAACGAGAAAGAUCGUUUAUGUCAGCAAACGACUGAGCAAUCACCUCUACAAGAAUGCCCACCAGGCUUCACAUUCAACUUGGAUGGCACAUGCAAACGAGCAGAGUCUGUUCAACAAGAUUUGGCGUGUCCUCCCGGUUCCGUGCUUCAGCAGCAAGGCAAAUCAGCGAAAUGCGUCGGUGAACAACGUAUGAACCCUCAACAAGUGUGCCCACCUGCAUUUGAGGCGCAUGUCAAUCCAGACGGUACAAUGACCUGCAUCGGCAAGAACGCAGCAGCGCCGAAGCUCUCUUGUCCACCUGGAUUUGUUGACCAAGGUUUUCAGUGUGAUAAACAGGAAGUGGGGCCACUUCGGUCCUCUUGCCCUGUCGGUUUCGUCCUCAUGGACCAUCAAUGUGUUCACGCCGUGGAGGAGGCUCCAGUCGUGAUGUGUCCGAUUGGCUACAAGCUCUAUCGAGGCGUCUGUGUCAAGCAAAUGAAGACCAACCCCACACCAAACUGCCCGCCCGGGUUCAAGUAUGAUGCACUCACUGGCAAGUGCUACAAGACGGAGGUGAAAUACGACUUUGAAAACGCUCUCCCCCUGGAAGAGCAGCCUAGAAAACCGAAGGACGAAGCCCUGCUCCCACUCGAAGAAACCACGACAACGACUCGUGCGCCCGCGCCCGCGCCAAUCGCACAACCUAUGCAGCCGGUGGCCCCAGUUAUGCAGGCGGCCGCGCCGAUGAUGCCGCCCCAGCCUACAACAGUCCAGAUUAUUUCUCAGCCAGUGCCCAUCCCUUCUCCGGUUGUGUAUUUGCCUCAGCAAGCACCUCCUCCUAUGCCCAUGCCUCCACCGCCACCUCCUCCGAUGCCAGUGCCGGUGUUCGUCCCGGCUCCUCCGCCUCCUCCACCAGCCAAAAAAGUGCAGCACGUUCCAGUCGCGCACCACCAGACGGUUUUGGCUGUGGAAGAAAAGAAGAAAAAAAAGUGGUUCUGA
Molecule: messenger RNA, 2259 nt
Organism: Neospora caninum
Lineage: Eukaryota; Apicomplexa; Conoidasida; Eucoccidiorida; Sarcocystidae
Product: putative oocyst wall protein
Exons: 3
Coding region: 1-2259 (752 amino acids)
Source: RefSeq, a predicted model, not a curated record